Colletotrichum scovillei is the source of this 4834-nucleotide messenger RNA. RefSeq lists its product as uncharacterized. The record is from RefSeq and is a predicted model, not a curated record. NCBI's taxonomy places the organism in Eukaryota, Fungi, Ascomycota, Sordariomycetes, Glomerellales, Glomerellaceae. The transcript has 3 exons. Bases 512 to 3115 code for a protein of 867 amino acids.
CCUGCACCUGCCUUCUCCUAAUUGGAAAGUACCGGGCCCGCCUCCUGCUGGCUAAAUCACCGUAGUGAGGUGGGCGAACGCCUGCCACGCGCGUUGCUUUGCCGCCUCCCUUCCAAAUAUUCGUUGGCCCAGUUUCAUUCUGACGCAGGCCUUUUUUUUUUUUUUUUUUAUCAAUCCUUACCAGGUUCUGUUCCCUGGAUACACGACGCCAGAAAGAAGGUAUAAACACCUCCUCGCCUACAGUGCCCCCUUCUUACAGACCUCUUCCUUUUCUUCCUCAUCGAUACGAUACCUCUUCCUGAUUCACCCUUUUUGAACAGGAACACAAUCUUGGCGAUUCUCAUUAUACCCAAUUUCCCUGUGAUACCCCCCCUCCGAAAUACCCAAUACCACGAAUUCCCUUUUUUGUCCUGUACACCACUACCGAUAAUCACCCUACCUCAUCUCAACACCUCCCAAAACAGAAUUCAACAAGCAGUUUUCAUUGCGCGAUAGCUACGAUACCCCCAUCAUGUCAGCAAACGUCAACAAGCCGACGGACCUCAAGCAGAAGGAGGCCGACGUCAACCGCAAGCUUCAGCUCUAUGGCAUCCUCUCCGCUUUCCAGGCUGGCAAGGUUCCUUCGAAUGACCAAAUCGAUGUUGCUCUGAACAUUUUCUUGGCCUCCAAGGCUCUCUCAAACCCUCCCGAGAAGCUCUCCCCCGAGGGCCGCGCACUGAUCGCCGAUGCGCGUGAAGUUGUCAUCCAAGCCAAGAACCUUUUGUUGUCCAAGAACCAGGGCAACUUGAUCCAAGACUUUAUCUGGCAGACUGAGCAAUUCGACCCCAAGGUUGUGGACGUUCCUGGUGCCCCUGUCAACAAGGAAGUCGCUCAGCAGCAUGGCGACAAGGCGCUAGAGGGUCUGCGGACCCUGGGAACUUUGCUCAUCACCAACGGACAGUUCCGCAAGCUCCUCAAGGAUGCCACCGUCCUUCUCCGGGACAUGGCUGGCGAUGCCGCUACCAACGCUGCCCAGCGUGUUCGUCCCUCCGGUGAAGCCCUUCAGGACAUGGAUCGCCCUGCUGAGGACAACACUUGGCACGACGCCCCCGACUUCUCCAAGGAGAACUUCAAGAAGCAAGCUCAGGGUGUCUACAAGGGCUCUCCUGCCGAUGAUGCUCGGGAGGUUCUCGCCGCAGGCACUCAGGCUGCUCACCCCAACGGAUCGCAGAAUCCCAAUGACCUGGCUGCGACUGCCGCUCGCGAUCAGCAGCAGGGUACCAACUCGGGUGUGAAUGCCCAGGGUGGCAUCAACGCUGCCCGCGACGUCAUCCAGAAGAAGUACAACGAGAACGUCGAUGGCGAGACCAAGGAGCAAGCACGUCAGCGCAAGGAGGAGUACCUUCGCCGUUCCAAGGAGUACUUCAACAAGAAGAUGCCCCAGGAGCGCAAGGACCAGACUAUCUGGCGUCUGAAGAAGAUGGUGCUUGAGUGCCAGCAGCACCCCGAUUACGCCCAGGCCAUUGAGACUCUUCUCAACCUCGCCGAGGAGUACGCUGGCCACUCCCGCACUCUGGCACAAGGUGGAACUGGUACCGUCAAGGACGCCCGUGCCGGCCUCGCUCAGGCCGAGUCUGAUCUCAAGACGCUGAUCGAGCGGUUCGCCAACGGCACCUCGUCCGAGGAUCUCUUCGAGUCGAUCAACCAGAUCUACCGCGAUGCUGACAACGAUCGCGAGCUGAAGGACUGGUUCAAGGCUAUGGACCGAUACGUCCGCCGCUGCCUUCUCGAGCAAGGAUACAUCCUGGACGAGGACUCCAACCAGGAAUGGAACCACCUUUACGACCAUGGUCGUUACUUGCUUCGCGAGAAAUAUCGCGCUCACACCGACCGUGUCUUUGACGAGAUCAAGUUCUUGAUUGACCAGUUUGAUCAGGACCCUCUCAACAAGCGCUUCGGUCUAGCCGUCCAGAAGCUCUUUACCGAUCUGGGCAAUGACGAGAACGGCAAGCCUACUUUCAAGCCUCACUUGCUGAAGGAUCUCUCAGAGGUUAUCAUUCCCGGCAUCUUCGAGAAUGUCGCCUACAUCCCGGUCCCGCGUCUCGAGUACAGCGACCCCCAGUUCGAUGCUGUCAUUGAGAACCUUGUCCUCGAGUCUGACAACUUCAUGCCCAACGUUCUCGAGAUUAACAGCGAGAACUACUUCCUUUGGGGACGCAAGAAGAUCGCCAACAAGCACAAGCAAUCCUUUGAGGUGAAGGUUGCUGGUGUCCAGCUUGAUCUUCGCGACGUCAGCUACCACGUCAAGCGCAAGCAGGGCUUCCCCUCCAUCACUGACACUGGUGUCGCCGACAUUCUUCUCGCUGGCGAUGGCUUCUCUUUCAAGAUGAAGCUCUCCUCUGCCGAUAAGAGUGACAGACAGAACUUCUUCAAGGUUGACAAGGUUGAUGUCGACAUCAAGCACAUGAGCAUCAAGCUGAAGCAGUCUAAGCACAAGCUUCUGUUUGGUCUCUUCAAGCCCAUCAUGCUCAAGGUCCUUCGCCCUGCUCUGCAGAAGGCUGUCGAGAAGGCCAUCAAGGACCAGGCCACUCAGCUCGACGGCAUCAUGUACCAGGUCAAGCAGGAGGCUGAUCGUGCCCUCGAUGAGGCUCGCUCCAACCCCGAGAACACUCCCAACAUCUACAACCGGUAUGCCACCGCUAUGCAGAAGCGCGCUCUCCAGGCCAAGCAGAAGGCGGACGAGGUCACUGCCGACAAGAAGGUCAACUACGCCAUCACCAAGGAGGAUUCCAUCUUCCCCAACAUUCACCUGCCUGGAGGUAUCAGCUCCAAGGCCACUGAGUACAAGGAGCUGGCUCGCAAGGGUGAGCGCUGGGAGAGCCCUGUCUUCGCCAUUGGCAAGGCAAAUAAGUCUACCGACAUCCCCGAUGCUCCUCGCAUCGAGCGCAAGAAGCACGGUCUUCCCACUCAGCAGGGACAGUAUGCUCCUCACGCCCCUGGCCAGGUCAACGGUGGUGACUUGAACACCAUCCCCACUUCCGGCUACCCUACCUCCAGCUAUGACGCCCACCCCAAUGGCGGUCUUAACGGCACUGUCAACACUCUUUCUACCCCUGCUCACGUCAGUGGAUACUAAGCGUAGACAUUAAUUCUUUCCUUUUGUGGCAGACGUGGAUCAAAUGAUGAGUUGACGGCAAACGAAAAGGCUUAUACCCGGAUGGAGAAUUCAGUAUGGGUCAACAGACGGCGGAAGCUUAAUGAUGCAGUCCCUUAGUAAUAAUUCUUCUUUAGCUCAAUUGCAAUGGUUUCAAUCAAGAUCCUAUUAUAAUAGCCUUGCCUUCUUGUUAGAAGUGAAAACCUUCCUGCAUUGUGGAAACUGUGCAAGUGCCCAGUGAUCUGGAUGUCGCAGUUCAUGCACCUAAAUCAACCCCGCCAAGCUUAAAGCGUCGUCCAACCCAUGUCAGUCGGCACAAGCGCGCCGUUGAUGGUGUUCAUCCCACCAGAACAUAAGUUCACCACCGUCUUUGACACCUGAUCCAGCGGCGACCAUCCCAGAUCCCAGCCGCCCUUGGCAGGGUUACCUUGGCAGGUGUUGAAAGUUGACACCACUGUUGCAGGAGUUUCGUUAGCAAUCAGUACACAUGAUAGUAUAUGAGUGCUUGAUAGGAGAUGGCGUCUUACCCAUGGCAAGGCCUUCGGGGUGGAACUCUUUGAUGUGUUCCUCGUCCCUGGCCAUGUUGGUCAUCAUGGGACCGGGCAUGAUGGCUAGGCACCGGAUGCCCUUUGGGCCGUAAAAGGCUGCUGUGCUUCGCGUCAGGCCGACGGUGCCGUGUUUGGAGGCCGUGUAGGCGACGCCUUUGUUGUUUUCGUGGUUAGCUGGACGUUUAUUUGGAUACGAGAUUCUUGUCUCAUGGUCCAUUCAUUACAGAAUAUAGAUUCUUCCACCUCUUUCCAUGAAGAUAUGGUGGUUGGGAUGAGGUGGAAUAAGAUAAGGUGAGAUGGAAAGAUGGCACUCACCUGCUCUCGCGCCGUGAACCCCCGCAGCACUGAUAACAUUCAAAAUCACGCCCCUCUGCCCGUCGAUAGGCUCCUGCUUCAAGAACUGCUGGAUCGCGCGCUGCGAGGUGACGAAGCUACCCGUCAUGUUGACGAGGAUCUGGCGGUCCCACAUGUCCAUGGGGCAUUCGCCCGUCGGGUGCAUCAGGUCCGAGAUGCCGGCGUUGUUGACGAGGACGUCGAGGCGGCGUGCGCCUUCGUCUCCUCCGCCGCCGUCGAUCCAGGACGAGAUUGCGGCGGAGACGGAGGCCGGGUCGGUGAUGUCUGCUUUCACGGGGUGGAGACGGGCGCGGAGAUCCGGGGCGUCGUCGAACUUGGAGGGAAGAGAGGCGAGGGAGGCGUCGGAGACGUCGAGGGCUAGCACUGUUGCGUUUGCGGCGAGGAAGUGGCGGGUUAGGGAGAGGCCUAGGCCUGAGGCUGCGCCUGUGAUGAGGACUGUUUUUGAGGUGUAGUCUGUGGACAUGUUUUAAAACUUCUAUCUGAUAAUAUGGGUUGACGAUACGAGGGUGUUUUACAAGAUCUUUAACGGGAACGAAAUUCACCAGGAGAGAGAGUGAAGAAGGGUCGUCUUGAUUGAGAUUAUAUACACGAGUAGUUCAUUAUGGUCCUCGUACUGACGGGCUUUUGAUAGAUCAUAUGCUGAGAGACUGAACGCCUCUGGGGCAUGAAGCAUCGACGUCCCGCCUGCAUCACAAAGAGAAUCCGAUACCGAGAACGAUGGAGGGUACGACGCGCAGGUGAGAAGCGACGGGUUGAGUCUUGUAUACCAAUGCUAUAUCGACAGGAACAUAUGCACGAC